AUGUGGGACCCCCGGAGCGCGGGAUCCCCGGAAUGUGGGACCCCCGGACCCGGGACCCCCGACCCCGGAACGCGGGACCCCCGACCCCGGAAUGUGGGACCCUCGGAAUGUGGGACCCCCGACCCCAGAACGUGGGACCCCUGGAGUGCUCCGAUCCCGGGACGUGGGACCCCCAAAGCCCAGGACAUGGGACCCCUGACCCCGGAGUGUGGGACCCCCGGACCCCCCGGAGUCACAGGACCCCUGGCUCUGGAUCAUGGGACCCCCGGAGCCCUGGGACCCCAAAACCCAGAAUGUGGGACCCCCAGAGUCCUCGGACCCCCCCACCCUGGAACCUGGGACCCCCGGGACCCCUGUCCCCAGCACGUGGGACCCCCAAAGCCCCGGCCGUGGGACCCCCGGAGCCCUGGGACCCCUGGCCCGGACGAGGGGACACUGAGCCCGCACCCCUGGGGUCCCCAGAGCCCCUCCCCGGGCCUGGCUGGGGGGGGCUCCGGCCGCUGCCCUGGGUGCGGGGGGGCCUUGGGGACCCCCCCGCUGUCCCACCCUGGGCCCGCCCUGGGCUGUCAGACUGUGCUGCUCUUCCUCCUCCUCCUCCUCCUCCUCCUCCCGCUGCCGCUCCCCGAGCCCGGCGCGGCGGGGGGGGCACAGGUGUGUGUGUGCACAGGUGUGCACAGGUGUGUGUGUGCACAGGUGUGCACAGGUGUGUCCCCAGGACGUCACGUGCGUGUCGGGGGGGUCCCGCUGCGCCGGGACACUCGUGCUGCCCCCCCCGUGUGUGUGUGUGUGUGUGUGUGUGUGUGUCCCCGCCUGUCCCCGCCUGUCCCCGCCUGUCCCCCCGGGCUGGCGGCUCCGUGCGCGCCGCUCCGUGUCCCGGCCGAGGACGGGCCGGGGUCCCCCGUGUGUCGCCGCCGGCCCCCGGCGCCCCCCCCGCACAGCCGGUGUCGCUCGGUGACACCCCCGCACAGGAGGGGGGCGCGGGGCGGGGCUGGCGCCGCCCCGGUGCGUGUGCUGUGUUUGUCCCUUGUCACCUGCAUGUCCCCCCGCGUAGGAGCCCCAAUAAACCGGACAGAGACCCCCGGCUCUGAGUGUCACCCCUGGGAGCUGGGGGGGAGAGUGGCCUGGGUGUCACCGUCAUUGUCACCUGGUGGCCGCAGCAUUGGCAGAGACGGGGACAGGGGAGGUGACAUCACCUUUACUGAGACAGGCAGGUGGCACCGCGUGUCACAGUGUGACGUCAGCCAGGCCACGUGUCUGGUGGCACCAGUGUCCUCGUGGUGCCAGUGCCAGCAGCACAGGAGGUGACAUUGCCUUUACCAGCACGUGGCACUGUGUGACACCGUGUGACGCUGUGUGACGCUGUGUGACACUGUGACA
Oenanthe melanoleuca is the source of this 1377-nucleotide messenger RNA. Its product is annotated as basic proline-rich protein-like. NCBI's taxonomy places the organism in Eukaryota, Metazoa, Chordata, Aves, Passeriformes, Muscicapidae. The transcript has 2 exons. The record is from RefSeq and is a predicted model, not a curated record. The coding region runs from base 1 to 1305 and encodes 434 amino acids.